Messenger RNA from Colossoma macropomum (tambaqui), 1001 nucleotides. Its product is annotated as SLAM family member 9-like. The coding region runs from base 110 to 823 and encodes 237 amino acids. The transcript is spliced from 4 exons. NCBI's taxonomy places the organism in Eukaryota, Metazoa, Chordata, Actinopteri, Characiformes, Serrasalmidae. The record is from RefSeq and is a predicted model, not a curated record.
CAUUUUUCUUCCUUUAUUUGUUGCUUUUUCAAGUCUAGUUAACUAUGGUGUUUUAACUUGUGCUUGCAUCAUACAACUUACUUCCUUGAUUCAGACACUUCCUUACACAAUGGCGGUGAAAACGGAGCUGAUCUUUGUUCUCUUCAACUUGGUCUCACUUACAGUGUCCAGUGAUGUGUACAGAUUGGUUGGCAGCUCUGUUCAACUGGACAUACAGGAUCCUGUACCUGAGUUUGUUAUGUUAUCCUGGGUUUUGAAUGGAGAUGAUAAUAUUAUAAAAUAUUAUAAAACAACUAAAAAAACUAAACAGUAUUCUGGUGAAGGCAGAGUGGAGUUCAAUGAGGAAACCUACAGUCUGACACUGAAGAACUUACAGAAGACUGAUAGUGGACUGUAUGAAGCACAAGCAUCUGUUGCAGGGAGUGUAGUUGUUGCUGAGCACAGACUCUCUGUGUUGGAUCCAGUGGAGGCUCCAGUCCUGACUCACCAGCUAAACGGAGACGCCUGUAACAUCACUCUCACCUGUAGAGGUCAUGACCUCUCUAUCAGUUCCAGCUGUUAUAAUGAAACCUGUGAGGAGAAGGAAGUGACAUCACCUGGAGGCAUCACCCUUUCCCUGUCUGUCAGUGGCAGCACCAUCAUCUGUAACCAUAGCAACCCAGUCAGCUUGAAGAAGGAUGAUUUGGAGAUGGGAGAACUUAAACGACUCUGUGCUGAUAAAGGUGCAGCCUCCAACGCUCCCUCUGCUGGUGUAUCUUGGUGUUUGCUGAAGACUCUGCUGUAUUCCAUCGUUCUGAUCUUCAUACUGUCUAAUUCAUUAUAGCUGCUUUGGUGAUAUGGUAUGCUACCUGCUUAGUAUCUUUUAACUGUUAGAAUUAUGUUACCCAUUUGACAUCUCUUAUGGCAUGUCUUCUUGAACUGAUUUAUUUGUUGGGUUGAUUGUAUUUUGCCCACAUACCCACUUCACAAGCUUAUGGCCAAUGUGAAACUCCUGUGCUAAA